CACGUCAAUUUUCCAGAUAUUAUUUCGAAGCUUCAUUCAGAAAACCUUGUUUAUUUACGUUUGGACUAACGAUCAGAGAUCAGCUGUUGUGUCAAACAGUUCCCAGAACCUUUAUAUUGGCAAAGACCUUCGAUCGAAUUCGUACGCUGUACUCUCGACUAACAUUCACUUGUCGUAAACAUGGAUGCAGAUUGCAGAAGAACGAUGAGCUUCCCAGAGAAACAGGAUAAUAUAACGAAGGAAGAAUGGAUGGCCAAGCUGGAGAAGAACUACACGCAACGCGCCUCAAUGAACGAUUUAAUUAUGAAUUAUUUGGUCACAGAAGGAUUCAAGGAAGCUGCGGAGAAGUUUCAACAGGAAUCUGGAGUGGAGCCUACAGUGGAUUUAAGUUCUCUGGAUAAUAGGAUUCGCAUCAGAGAAGCUAUUCAAAAUGGAAAUAUUCAGAAGGCGACGGAACUCGUGAACCAGCUGCAUCCAGAAUUGUUGGAUAACGACAGACAUCUGUAUUUUCGUCUGCAGCAGCUGCAUUUGAUCGAGUUAAUUCGUACAGGAAAAGUGGAAGAAGCUUUACAGUUUGCUCAAGAUAGGUUGAGUGAAGCUGGAGAGUCAAACAACAACAUAUUGUGUGAAUUGGAGCGUACUUUAGCUCUGCUGGCUUUUGAUGAGCCUCACAAAAGUCCUUACAGUGAUCUGCUUCAUCCAACUCACAGACAAAAGAUAGCAAGUGAUUUGAAUGCUGCCAUAUUGAAGAUGGAGUACAAAGAAUCAACUAGCCCACGUUUAAAUAACUUGCUCAAGAUGAUACUUUGGGCACAGGAUGAGUUAGAUAAGAAGAAAGUGAAAUAUCCCAAAAUGACUGACUUAGGUAAUGCCACGAUUGAAAGUCCAAAGUAAUCUUGAUGAGGCAAAGUACAGCACAAUGUGAAUUUAUUUAUUAGCAAGAAAAGAAAAGAUCUUGCGUCUGUAUUAUAUUAGUGAUUAACACACGAACAGGACAUAGAAAAAUGGAAUAGAUUUGACAUCCAUUUAAAAUAGUUAAUAAUUAUUUUCUAUAAGAAAUGCGUGUAAAAUUUCGAUUAUGUAUUUAAAUGCAAAUUAAGAGAAAGAGAGCUAGAGUGAGAGGGUGAUGGAGGGGGAGGGGGGAGAGAGAGAGAGAAGAAUGCACUGAUUAAUAACAGCUUCGUGAUUUUUAACAUUGCAGACAGAGUCAUUGUACAAGUUCGUUACCAGCUUGUAAAAAAUUUACUGAUAUUUUUAAAAUAACACGCGUACACAAGAAACGGACCACCUUAAUAUCUGUGCAAUAUAUACGCGACACGAGGUCGUUGAGGUAAUUUUAACGCCACUUAAUCAUAAGCUACAUUACAUUACAGUAGGAAACAUUUAACAACGUCGAUGGUGUAGUGGUUAGUUUAACGUAGAGAGGAGUACUAAUAAGAAGUAAUAUAGUUUAAA
Molecule: messenger RNA, 1455 nt
Organism: Habropoda laboriosa
Lineage: Eukaryota; Metazoa; Arthropoda; Insecta; Hymenoptera; Apidae
Gene: Hou
Product: glucose-induced degradation protein 8 homolog
Exons: 4
Coding region: 181-894 (237 amino acids)
Biological process (GO): proteasome-mediated ubiquitin-dependent protein catabolic process
Cellular component (GO): nucleus; cytoplasm
Molecular function (GO): protein binding
Source: RefSeq, a predicted model, not a curated record